AUGGCUGGUGGUAGUGAUAGUGGUGGCUUUAACCUUAACCAACACGCCGAUGGUACGGAAGAUAGCAGCAGCUUCAUGGAUCAAUUCACAGUUACUAAUUCUGAUUCCUAUCUCACCUCAGAUGUCGGAGGGCCCAUACAAGACGACCAGAGUUCGAAAGCGGGCGAGAGAGGUCCGAAAACGUUGGAAGAUUUCGUAUUCAGGCAGAAAUCUAACAUUUUGAUCAAAAGCGAUUCCCAAGACGAGCUUUCCAUGCUCGAGGAGCCGGUAUAUCAUAUCUGUCAUCUAUGCAGUAAUAACGGUUACGGUCCAUUUUUUGAAGCUCAGGUAGUCAAGAUCGAUCGACCAUUAAUUAGCACGACGCCCCGUCAUUCAUUCACUCGCAAUCAUCGUCGCACACUUGAGCAAUACGUAACACCAAAGCAGCCACUUAUUUAA
Drepanopeziza brunnea f. sp. 'multigermtubi' MB_m1 is the source of this 438-nucleotide messenger RNA. The record is from RefSeq and is a predicted model, not a curated record. Lineage: Eukaryota; Fungi; Ascomycota; Leotiomycetes; Helotiales; Drepanopezizaceae.